This is a messenger RNA of Haliotis rubra (blacklip abalone), 4820 nucleotides long. Its product is annotated as thrombospondin-1-like. Gene Ontology annotation, biological process: extracellular matrix organization. Lineage: Eukaryota; Metazoa; Mollusca; Gastropoda; Lepetellida; Haliotidae. Gene Ontology annotation, cellular component: extracellular matrix. Gene Ontology annotation, molecular function: metalloendopeptidase activity; protein binding. The record is from RefSeq and is a predicted model, not a curated record. The coding region runs from base 132 to 821 and encodes 229 amino acids. The transcript is spliced from 5 exons.
UAAUAUUGGCUCGUACCGAGAGAACCGCCACUGUACCUCUUGACAAGAACGGGCGCCUUCAGCAAACAUUACGUAAUAUCGAUCUGACUGACCCCGAACAUGUACAUAAAAGACUUACCCUUCGAUUAACGAUGGACCUGAAGAGUAUCCCCACGAUGUCCGUCGUCCUGCUAAUGGUGCUGGACACCGUAGCUGGGAAGGAGGUGGAAUCGGGCAAGUGGACAGAAUGGUCCGCGUGGUCCGCAUGUUCCCAGUCGUGUGGGAGCGGUAUCAUCUCGAGGAAACGCCACUGGCAACAGCCGAAGGGCGAGAAGCCGUUUGAUGAACCCUUCACAAUGUCGGAGAACUCUGGCUGUAACGACCGUGAAUGUCCAGUUGACGGUAGCUGGAGACCCUGGGGGAUGUGGUUACCUUGUUCCGAGGCAUGCGGUGGAGGCAUUCGAAAGCGGGAGCGCAUGUGCAAUCCUCCUAUCAAUUUCGGAUUGGAUUGUGAAGGAGAGGACUUCGAAGAAGAAGAGUGCAACCGGGUGCCUUGUCCACCUCUGCCUGUCCGGUUUAACGUGUCAAUAUGCACGUCGACUAAAUACUACACGUGCAAAAGCGGAAAGAUGUGUAUUCCAAUGGACGAACUAUGUGACGACACCGUGCAGUGCCACGAUGGCAGCGACGAGAAGAGCGACCCUUGCUAUUCGGACAACAGGGAGGGGUCAGUUGGCUAUAAGCUGGUCAAGGACACAGGUACUUCGCAUAGUGGAUCUCUCUCCGUCAUCGUUGGACUGGUUGUCAUGGCGAUUAUGAUGCACGUCAUCGGACAUUGUUGAUGAGUGACAGUUGGGAGGUUGAAAUGGACAUCCCGUCGUCAACGGCUGACGGAUGAAAUAUACAACAACUCAAAUGAACGGAAGGCGGUGUUGUUGUUCAGAUUCUUUGCAUUAAAACUUGAACUUCUGUAUAAACUCGACAAGAAACAGAAAGUCGAGACACAGACUUGUGUGACAAACAUUCUGUUAUUCAUUAUGACAACCAGAUGACGUCAGAACUUCAUGAUGACGUAAAGUGCCCCAGGACACGUCAGAUGUCGAAGACACCGGGAUGAAACGCAUAGAUGCAUUCAACUAUGUGUGAGCCUAAAAUGAAAUCAAAUAAUUUGAUUAUUGACAUGAUCAUAGUGUGAAGGAGAAUCGUUUUCCGAAAGGGAUGCGAUCUACGUGACUGAAAACGCGCUCAAAUUGACGUUACUGAUGUGAAAUUUGCAUAUCUGCAGAUGAUGGUACCAUAACACGUGGCUGUGUACACGUGCGAAUGCUGAUAUGAAAUGUAUACUCCUGUAACUGAUUCAACAUGCGCACGCUGGUGUAUGCAUUCUGAAAUAUACAACGGCUGGUGUGAAAUCCACUCCUGUAUAUUUCACCCUGACAAUCUAUGUCUAUCCGGUGUGUACUUUAACCCCUCUUCACUCAAGGCCACACCGUACUAACAUGUUGUUUACGGGAAAAUAGGACAUUUUAUAUAGUUAAUCAAAAUACCCAUUAGUCCAUACGUCAUGGGGGUGGUGAAUUUGAAACGACGUCCUGCACAUCAGCCUACUCUAAAGAACGGCCAUUAUCUCUAAUGGGUUACCCGCGGGGGGUUAAAAAAACGAAAACAAGGGGAAAGCAAAAUCUAUAAGCUUUUCAAAUUAUGAAAUAAAAAUAGAUCGCCGCUUAUGGGAGCAUUUUGAUUAAAAGUACCUUAAACCCACAAGCGCAUUUGUAGACUUGAUUUUGUCACAAACCUUACGAUUAAUGCGUCAUCCAGGUUUAUUUCAGUUAAUCUCAGUGUAAGAUGAUAUGACCUAGUGAUAAAUAUUAACUUUCUCAAGUCAAAUCAGCAUUAAGGUAGGCGUUUUGAAAACGUUAGAUUUAUAUACAGUGCAAGGUAUGUUACCAUGGCAACAACGACCUCACGUUAGUUCAACUGAAUGAUAUUCGAGUCUUCAACAAAUCAAAUUACAAUAGUUCUUACAUUUUCUUUAAUCCUGUAGAAUUCUAAAAGACAGCUGUUGUCAAUAGUCCUAUGCAAAUUCAAUAUAUUUUAGUGUAAAUCGCUUCUGCAGAUCUGACAGUGGCAACCGUCUGCUAUAUAGGGUAAUUUUCUGUUGCUUUGUUCGAGUGAAAUUCUCAUUUUAUUUGGACAUUUAUUACAUAGUCACUGGGUUAUGCAGAUUACAGACUUGCGUCUUGAUCCACAAAGCGUUCGUAACGUUACGACCUGUCGUAACUCUAUAGUUUAUCAUAGGCAUGUGAAUGUUUCCGAUCCACAAAGCGUGGGUAACGUUACGACCUGUCGUAACUCUGUUUCCGAUCCACAAAGCGUUCGUAGCGCUACGACAUAAGCUUAAGAUAAACUAUAGUUUUACGACAGGUCGUAACGUGAAUGAGGACCCUGUUCAUAUUUUAUCGUUAACGUAACAAGUUUUUUAAACAUGUUACCGAAACGCACAGUUUUACCCGAAGCGUCUUACAAAUCAGUUGAUGUUUAGAAUUUUAUGGUGGAGUAUCACUAUUUGAGAAGUGCUAAUGUCUUGACACAUAAGAGGUCCGAAAAAGACAAAUUAUUAUGAAUAUUUCCACAAGGAGAUUUAUUAUCAUGAAUGUUGUUCAUCAUGAAAUUUUGUGGUUAGAAAUAUUUUGUUUCACCUAUCUAAAAAUACGUAUUCCGAAUGGUGCUUGCACCUUCGUUAUGAAUGUCCGACGAAUUUAUCGGGUAAUGAUUUCAAAGAGUAAUCAAAAGUUUAUGAAUUCACAUGACUAAUACAGGGAGCAUCGAUCAUGAAUUGUUCGGACACUGAAUAUUAAAUAACGUUAUGGUCCUUCGUACAUAUAGUUUCUGCGCAUGUCACCGGUUAUCAUUAUCUGCACAUGUCACUAAACGAUGUGACCGUUUGGUGUCGUGUGAAAGGGAUGCGGCCGUUAAUUUGGAUAUCUGGCUCAUGAAAAUCUUUUACCUAUUUAUUUAUAUGUUUUCGCCUCUAAAUUAAUUGUUUUAGUGAGUAGGAAUCUUGUUUGAAUCAUCCCCUUUGCUCGGCACGCGGCCAUGUUGUCUUUGUUAUUGUUGAUAGGGUCGAGUCACAACUGAACGGUGCUUGUUUAUGAAGUCAAAACAUAUUUUCCUCCAUGCCUCGAGGCUUGUCCUAUCUGUACAUACUUCAUCUCUUGUCUGUUUGUAUAUUUGCCUAUUUGUAUAUUGUUGUUACUGAAAAUGCUGUUACGCAUCCACUUGCCUUUCACCAUUUCUCUGUAUCAUAGCAACAAUUUCGCAAAGUCUCGUCCAAUUCUCGUUACCUGCGAGAUUUAAUCCAUUCGUCACCACUCGCGUCUUCCCGGAAUCGCUCGAAUUGUUCCGGAUUGACACGAGUGGACACGAACGCCAGAUAAUGUGGAUACUCCUUUUCUUUCUACGCAAAACCAUGCCUUUUUUAAUACCCAUUUUAUUUUGCUUGAAUUUGAUAAAUAUAUUUCGUUUUUAACUGCUGUUUAUUUCCCGUUUAUCUUUUGACUUUAUGAAGACAUUCAUGAGGCGUAUGUUAGCACCGAGAUGAAAUCCUGACGUCUUUCGAUCAACUUCGGAUGUAACGAACUGCCACACUUCGGGGAUAAAGUUUCGUCUUCCUGAUGUCUGGCGUUGGGAAGUGGGGCGGGGCGGGCCAGGGUGGGGCUGAGCGCAAUGGUAACAGGCGUGCGCUACCAUAUUGGAUACGUGAAUUCGUCAGAUCGAAGACCAAAAUUCGGUUCCUUACAUAUGGAAAAUGGCUUAAUCAUAUUCCUACCCCUCCUCCACCCAACUCCCGCAGUAGUAUCACUGAAAAUAGUUGGUAGCAUGGCGCAAUCCCAACAAUAUCACUGAUUCGUUAUCUUCGGAGUUGACUGUUAAAUAUACGCCAUCCAUGUAUUUGUUUAUGCACACGUGCGUGUUACAUCAAUUAUAAUCAUUAUGUUGUACAUUCCCUUGCUCCUCCUUACGUUCAUCCUCGAUACACAGGGGCAUGUUUUGCGGAAUACCACGUAUAACCCUUGGACGCAAAGUUGGCAAGCGUCAUUCCCCUGUGUAGCGAGGAUGUCUUGUUUCAUGUUUCGCUUUUUUCUUUGUGUUCAGAUGGAUUUUCCGACACAUGAAGCAAACGUCACUCUCGACACAGCCGUGCGUCACAAAAGCAAUAAAGCGUUACUGUUAAUUUCAGCAAUUAAUCUUUAAUUUCGAUACACAUUUUACCGAACAAUUUGUUUGCAAAAAGCAACUAAUAAUUUUUCCCCGAAAAUACUGCCUCAUUAUUCAUCACAAAAUGUCAAAACAUCUUAUUUAACUGUUGGUGUUUUGUCUCAGUACUGUGAAAUGAAUGGAACUGGUGGUGUAUAUUUCAAAAGUAUGGUGUAUGGCACGGUCAAUUCCCAAAGUGUCUGUCGCCCCAAGAAUAUAUCUUAAAAUUAUUGUUAAAAUUAUUUUUACAAAGAAAUAGAAGUAUUUGAAAUCUAAAAGUGCCACAGAAAUGAUUAGAUACAUUGUUAAACACCUUUAAAACAUAAUUUUUAUAGAGGACAUUUUGUACGUUAUCAAAGUUUCUUACCUUAAUUGUUUGUGAUAUAUUUACGGGUGUAUUACUUUGAGUUUAAAUUGGCAUUCAAUAAGUCUGAUAUUUGUACAUGAAGUAUUUUCGCAAUGUUAGAGUUUUUAUAACGAAUGUGAUCUACCACGAUGCGAAUUGCCUCUACUUUCAUGUGUUAUAGCUAAUGGCAUAUUGGAGCUUCGUGUUGGUUAUCUGAAAUAAACAUAUUUGAAAUAUA